CGGGGGGGGGGGGGGUGUGGGGCAUGACGUCAUCGUCGCAUUGGUAGCAUCUUUAGACCCGUGUUGUUUUUUCCGGUUGAGUUUUUCCGAGACACUUCCGGUGAAGAGGAGCAGAAUGAGCCGCUUUCUUUCCUCCGUCGAUGAAUACCUGGGUGACAGUCACGUGCUCUUCUACCUGAGUGAUGCAGUGACUCAGCUGCUGGAACAUAAAGAAGAGUACAGUCAGUUCGGAGUGAGCCGCUACUUUGCUGAGUAUUUCAGCAGUGUGAAGAACAGUAACCACGUCCUCUUCAGAGAGUUUAACUACAUCACAGCGACUCCUCACAACAGGUCGUCCUUCAUCAGAGUCUUCUGGAGAUGCUACAGACAGAUCGGGAAGAGUGGAGAGCUGCUGUCAGUGCUGGAGUUCAGGUCUCUGCUGCAGCUGCUGUGUCCAGAUUUCCCAGUGGAGAUGGUUCAGAGUACAGGCCGAAUCGUUCUGAUGGACGACGCCGUCGACUGCAUGAUGUCAUUCUCCGACUUUAUUUAUGCCUUCCAGCUUCAGCUCUACUUCCGAGAGUUCCUGGACAGCGUGUUGACGAUCUACCAGGACCUGUUGGCGGGAAAGAGUCCAAACACCGUCAUCGUCCCCACCUCCACCUCCGUGGAGCAGCUCCCCCCUGUGGCCACAGAGGAGAACGACAAGGAGCGGCAGCAGCGUGACGGAGUGGAAGCGUCCACUCUGGCUGAGUGUGUGGACGCAUUGUGUGACAGGUUUAAGCACAGUCAUCCCUCCAGGUCCUCGAUGACAGAAAUCCUGGCAGAAAAGGAUAAAAUCUGUUUCUACAGCUUCUUAAUGAGUCUCUCCAAACACGGCGGCGUCAACCAGGACAUCGGAGCGUUACCGAGCAUGGCGGAGCUACUGAUCGACCCAGAGAUGGACCAGGAACUGGACAAACUUGUGGCUCAGAUCGCCGUCAGUCCCGGCAGCAACAGCAGCGGCAGCGCCGUGAUCGGCCUGAAGGAGCAGCAGAGGAAGGCGUCGCCUCGGAGGAACAUCCAUCACCGGAGGAAGAUGGAGGUGGAGAGCGACGGCUCCAAUGAAGAGACCGACUCCUCUGAGAACUGACCUCUGACCCCUGACAUGUUGCCUUCCAUUCUUUCUUUUCAGUUUCAGUCUAUGGAGAACACGUUCACGUCUUUAUCUCACUGUGAGACAGACGUCUGUACACCACUCACUCUCACACACCAAACCCCAUAGAGAAAAUCAGUGAUUUUAGCUGCUGGUCCUCUGCUGCCUCGUGUGGUCACUUUGUGUCACUGAGGUCAAUCGGAAUGCAGGCUUUUUAACAUUGAAGUGUCAAAAUCAGACAUUUAGUGAUGGAGGCAGCAGUGGAUCAACAACUCCUGUGUGUGUGUGUGUGUGUGAUUUUAAAAUCACUCAUUUUCUCUAUGGACUUUGGUGUGGGAAAGUGAGCGCUUUACAAACUUCAGUUUCAAGGGAAAAAAAAGAUUUUAGGUACAUAGCAAAUUAGUAAAAUCUACAUCAGCCGAAGCUAACGAUAUCUGUCACAUGAUCACGUCUUUAUCUCACUGUGAGACAGACGUCUGUACACCACUCACUCUCCCACACCAAAGUCCACAGAGAAAAUGAGUGAUUUUAACAUCACACACACACACACACACACACACACAGGAGUUGUUGAUCCACUGCUGCCUCCAUCACAAGUUCAAAUGUCUUAUUUUGUGACUUUGACAUUUAAAGUCCUUUUGUUCAGAUUUAUUUCAGUGACACAAAGUGACCACAUGAGGCAGCAGAGGACCAGCAGCUAAAAUCACUGAGUUUGGUGGUCGUAGACUUUAACUGACAUGUGACGACAGCCGUGCUUUUGUCAAACGUCCAAAUAUAAAAUGUUUCCUCCUCUCGCUGAACGUGAUGACAUUCACUCACUGUGUCAAUAAUAAAAAUGUGACCCGUC
Solea solea (common sole) is the source of this 1958-nucleotide messenger RNA. RefSeq names its product centriolar satellite-associated tubulin polyglutamylase complex regulator 1 (gene cstpp1). Lineage: Eukaryota; Metazoa; Chordata; Actinopteri; Pleuronectiformes; Soleidae. Bases 116 to 1108 code for a protein of 330 amino acids. The record is from RefSeq and is a predicted model, not a curated record. The transcript has 9 exons.